GGUAGAAAGAUGAGUCCAAAAAUUACAACAGAGCUGCUGAAGCAACUGCGGCAGGUGAUGAAGAGUCCCAAGUAUGUCCAGGAGCCUGUCCAAGCCUACAUAGUGCCCUCUGGAGAUGCCCACCAGAGUGAGUACAUUGCACCCUGUGAUUGCAGACGGGCGUUCAUCUCUGGAUUUGAUGGCUCUGCAGGUACUGCCAUAGUAACUGAGCAGCAUGCAGCCAUGUGGACAGAUGGACGCUAUUUCCUGCAAGCUGCACAUCAAAUGGAUAACAACUGGACACUCAUGAAAAUGGGUCUGAAAGAAACACCAACUCAGGAGGACUGGCUAGUGAGUGUCCUUCCAGAAGGCUCGAAGGUGGGAGUGGACCCUUUCAUUAUUCCAGCUGACCAGUGGAAGAGGAUGUCCAGAGUCUUAAGAAGUGCUGGCCAUGACCUUGUGCCUGUCAAAGAAAACCUGAUUGAUACAAUCUGGUCAGACUGUCCUCAGCGUCCCUGCAAGCCUCUCAUCACGCUUGACCUGAGUUACACAGGGGUCAGCUGGAGAGACAAAAUUACAGCCCUCCGUUCAAAAAUGGCUGAGAGGAAAGUCCUGUGGUUUGUGGUAACUGCCUUGGAUGAAGUAGCAUGGCUUUUCAACCUCCGAGGCUCUGAUGUUGAGUACAAUCCUGUGUUUUUUGCAUAUGCUGUCAUAGGAAUGAACACAAUCAGGCUCUUCAUCGAUGGUGACCGGAUGAUGGACCCAGCUGUGAGGGAGCACUUACAGCUUGACUCCACUCUGGAGCCUGAGUUUAAAAUCCAGGUGAUGCCUUAUGGAUCUAUCUUGUCAGAGCUGCAGGCUGUUGGUGUGGGCCUCUCACCCAAGGAGAAAGUGUGGCUCAGUGACAAAGCCAGCUAUGCUCUGACUGAGGCCAUUCCCAAGGCUUACCGGUACCUCACCCCAUAUACCCCCAUUUGCAUUGCAAAAGCUGUGAAGAAUGCAUCAGAAACAGAAGGCAUGAGAAGAGCACAUAUUAAAGAUGCUGUUGCCCUGUGUGAGCUCUUUAACUGGCUGGAGAAAGAGGUUCCAAAGGGAACAGUGACAGAAAUAAUUGCUGCAGACAAAGCAGAGGAGUUUCGCAGCCAACAGAAAGACUUUGUUGAACUGAGUUUUGCUACCAUAUCAAGCACAGGUCCAAAUGGAGCCAUCAUUCACUACAAGCCAGUUCCUGAGACCAACAGAACACUGUCUGUGAAUGAGAUCUACCUCCUGGACUCCGGAGCACAGUACAAAGAUGGUACAACAGAUGUGACUAGGACAAUGCAUUUUGGGACACCGUCAGCCUAUGAAAAGGAAUGCUUCACCUAUGUCCUGAAGGGACAUAUAGCUGUGAGUGCAGCCAUCUUCCCAAAUGGAACCAAAGGUCACCUUCUAGAUUCCUUCGCCCGCUCUGCCUUGUGGGAUUGUGGUUUGGAUUACCUGCAUGGGACAGGACAUGGAGUUGGCUCUUUCCUAAAUGUACAUGAGGGUCCUUGUGGCAUUAGCUACAAAACCUUUGCAGAUGAGCCCUUGGAGGCUGGCAUGAUCGUGUCCGAUGAGCCUGGUUAUUACGAAGAUGGGUCCUUUGGGAUCCGAAUAGAAAAUGUGGUCCUUGUGAUCCCUGCUGAAACCAAGUACAAUUUCAAAAACAGAGGGAGCCUGACUUUUGAACCCUUAACCCUGGUUCCAAUCCAGACGAAAAUGAUUGAUGUUAAUUUGCUGACACAAAAAGAGUGUAACUGGGUGAACGACUACCAUCAGAAGUGCAGGGAAGUAAUUGGAGCAGAACUGGAGAGGCAAGGCAGGCAUGAAGCUCUUCGGUGGCUGAUCCGGGAGACACAGCCUCUCACCAGAGUUGAGUAG
Molecule: messenger RNA, 1881 nt
Organism: Chaetura pelagica (chimney swift)
Lineage: Eukaryota; Metazoa; Chordata; Aves; Apodiformes; Apodidae
Gene: XPNPEP1
Product: X-prolyl aminopeptidase (aminopeptidase P) 1, soluble
Exons: 19
Coding region: 10-1881 (623 amino acids)
Molecular function (GO): metalloaminopeptidase activity
Source: RefSeq, a predicted model, not a curated record